This is a messenger RNA of Exophiala aquamarina CBS 119918, 1578 nucleotides long. RefSeq lists its product as uncharacterized. The coding region runs from base 1 to 1578 and encodes 525 amino acids. The record is from RefSeq and is a predicted model, not a curated record. The transcript is spliced from 3 exons. Lineage: Eukaryota; Fungi; Ascomycota; Eurotiomycetes; Chaetothyriales; Herpotrichiellaceae.
AUGUCCGACACCAAGGAUGCACCGUCCACUUUCCUGAUCUGGAAUCCAGCUGGAACGGUGGACAAGAAAGACCAAGUCUUUCGUCGGCACCGGCACGCAGCCAUCGUGCACCAUCAAAGGCGCAAAAGGAGAGAUGGUCAAUCGGAGUCUCGUAUCUCUUCGAAGAUUCUUCCAAGCAAGCCCUCUCCCAAAGAUUCUGCAGCUAUCACAACGCCUUCAAGCAGCCAACACUCCUCCUCCACAUCUUCAGGAGGUGCGUCUCCAAUAAUAGAGCCAGCAUCUGGUCGUAUUGAUCCUUUCGAUGUGCUGUGUAUUCAGGGAUUUCCGAGCGAAGCCUUGUCUCUGGUACAAUUCGCAAUCAAGGAUCAGUGGCCUGCUUUUACAUCGUCUAGUCAACCCCAAGUCAUUGAGAAAUGGAGGUCAACUACCAUGCAUCUCGCAAUGGAAGCACCUUACCUGCUCCAAGCCAUCACAUAUGCAGGGUGUUGCUAUCAGCUCUUCUUCGGAUCAGGUGACCACUCUACUGAAUUUCUGCGUCUGAACUCUCAUCAUGAAACGAUUAAAUAUGUUAGAGAUGCUCUUUACACAUCCAACGGAGUUAUCAGCGACGCAAUGCUGAUGUCAAUUGCUAUCCUUGGGGUUCACUCUUCCUCACUACCACCUCAACAACGACCACGAGCGCAGGAUACAAUGUCCCAUGAUAAUGACUUUUACUCGAGUCAGCCGUGGGAUCAAACCCAUAUUAAUGCAGUCUUGUUAUUCACGAAGCGUAAAGGUGGACUAGAGAGCAUUAUGGUUGAGGAUCUACGUGGGAUGAUCAACGUAAUUGAUGUCCAAGAUUCCUUAGGUACACUGAGGAAGCCAACUUUCCCCCUACCAGUGUCCACGACCACUGCGAUACAAAGUAUCUGUGCAAAGUGGAGUCCUGACAGAAGGAGAAAGUUUGCAUCUCGCCAGAACGGCUUCAAAUGUUUGCUGGAAAUUGACGGUGGGGAGGACCUGUUCAAUUUGACCACAAGGAUCUGCAGUCUACUCGAAAGCUUCGAUUUGAUGCUCCAGGAGGGACCCCAGAGUGGAAUGGAUUUCAACUUUCUUGUUGCUAUCAGGCGUUACCUCCAGCACGAUGCCUUGUCACUCCCAUUACAUCGCGACCCUCUCCACAAGCUAUGUCGUCUAGCCAUCAUCACCUAUAUGGCUGAAUCUAUUGAGCCUUCAUCCGCACAAUGGCCCUUGCAUGCGACUGCCUCGAAAGCGCUCAUGUUAGCCCUUGACGAAUGCGACAAGAUCGGCAUUGGAGAAAGGCAACCAGAGCUCCUGACAUGGGCAACGGUUGUUGGCGCCUUCACAGCACGAGAUACACCCUUAUUUGAGUGGUAUAUUGAGCAGCUUUGCAGUUAUCCCUUUACCAAGGCUGGAGGAAGUUGGGACGAAGUACAGCAACAGUCCGAGAGGUACCUGGUCUUGAAAUAUCGCCAUGGACAACUUUGUGGCAAAGUCUGGGAGACUGCUCGCUCAAGGUCGUCGGAGGAUCGUUCUUCCUUACCAUUACGACAUUCUAUCAUACCCCUAACUCAGUGA